AUGGGUUCCAUCGAUAACGCCACCACGUUCUUCGCGAAAGCCGACAAAUAUCUUAUGAGCACUGGAGUGCCGUACUCGCCCAUUGUGAUCACCAAGGCAAAGGGCACUCGACUCUACAAUCAAGAUGGCCGGUCAAUCCUCGACUUCACAUCGGGCCAGAUGAGCUCGCUCCUUGGUCACUCCCACCCGGAGAUUGUUCAAGUGGUCCAGAAAUAUGUGGCCGAGCUCGAUCACCUAUUGAGCAACAUGAUCACCCACCCAGUUGUUGACCUCGCCGAACGUCUGGCCCGUUUUCUCCCACCUCCACUAGAGAAAUCCUUCUUCCUCAACACUGGAUCGGAGUCCACCGAGGCGGCCAUCAAAAUGGCCAAAUGCCAUACCGGAAAAUUCGAAGUCAUCGCCUUUGCGGCCAGUUAUCACGGUCUAACACAGGGCGCUGGCUCUGCUACAUACUCAGCAGGCCGUCGGAGAGGAGGGCCCGUUAUGCCCGGACAACUCGCUUUCCCAGCACCCUAUGCCUACCGCUCUCCAUUCCGGAAGCCUGACGGAUCUUACGACUGGGAAACAGAGAUGGACUUUGCCUGGUCUAUGAUCGAUCGCCAAAGCGUCGGCUCCAUCGCCGCAUUCAUCAUGGAGCCGAUUCUAUCCACUGGCGGUAUCCUAGACCCUCCCAAGGGUUACUUCAAGCGCAUGGCCGAGGAAUGCAGGAAGCGCGAUAUCCUGAUCAUCAUGGAUGAAGCCCAGACUGGCGUUGGCCGGACCGGUCAAAUGUUCGCCUUUGAAUACGACGAAAUCGUACCUGAUAUCCUCGCUCUCUCGAAAACACUAGGUUGCGGUCUGCCUCUUGCGUCUGUUAGCACUACAGCGGAAAUCGAAAGAGGCUGCAAGGAAGCUGGCUUCCUGUGGCUUACAACCCAUCUCAAUGACCCCUUGACUGCAGCAGUCGGAAACAAGGUCCUUGAGGUUGUUGAACGUGAUAACAUUUGUGAGAGGGCUACCGAACGCGGCGCCCAACUCCGCGAGGGCCUCGUCAAGCUGCAGCAAAAGUACUGGUGCAUUGGUGAUGUCCGUGGCCGUGGCCUUCUCCAGGGAAUUGAAAUCAUCUCGGAUCCUGAGACCCGGGCUCCAGGCUCUGAGUUGGGCCAGGCAGUCUCUGACCAGGCGAUGGCCCGUGGACUUUCUUGCAACGUUGUCAACCUCCCUGGCAUGGGCGGCGUUUUCCGUCUUGCGCCUCCGGUUACUGUCACUGCUGAUGAGAUUUCGGAGGGUCUGCAGAUUUUGGACGAGUGCUUUGGAGAUGUAACGAAGAAUGCUGGUGUCCAUAAGACUAGUGCAUUAUGGGCAAUCAUUCUAAACUUCGUUUUCCCCGCUACGGAGGGGUAUGUCCACGAACCUGAAUCCCGGAAUGCUGGAGGGUUCAGUGACAUGACAAGUGUUCGCUGGACCGUCAACCCCAAUACCAACAAACCCCGAAAGAGAUCGUUCCUCGUUACUCAAACAAAAGGCCCAGGCACAGAGAAUCGCCCAGCCACCUGGGAAAUGGCCGAAAAGCAGUUGCAUCGGUACGUUUCGCAUUUAAGCGGCAACCCUAAAUACGGGAUUGUCGCAGUCGGCAAGGUUGUCAAGUUCUAUAGGUGGAGCGCAACUGCGCGAGCCUUGGUGUUUCUUCCGAAUAACACUGAUGGGUAUUUCCAUGUGGUCAAGGAUGAAGACAAGAUCCGGCGGCUUUUGUACAGGAUUAAGCAUGGACUCGCCUAA
Messenger RNA from Aspergillus versicolor CBS 583.65, 1758 nucleotides. RefSeq names its product aspartate aminotransferase family protein. The transcript is spliced from 2 exons. Gene Ontology annotation, molecular function: transaminase activity; pyridoxal phosphate binding. Gene Ontology annotation, cellular component: mitochondrion. The record is from RefSeq and is a predicted model, not a curated record. The coding region runs from base 1 to 1758 and encodes 585 amino acids. NCBI's taxonomy places the organism in Eukaryota, Fungi, Ascomycota, Eurotiomycetes, Eurotiales, Aspergillaceae.